Messenger RNA from Xyrauchen texanus (razorback sucker), 5304 nucleotides. Its product is annotated as mitogen-activated protein kinase kinase kinase 9-like. The transcript is spliced from 11 exons. Gene Ontology annotation, molecular function: protein binding; ATP binding; JUN kinase kinase kinase activity. The coding region runs from base 255 to 3284 and encodes 1009 amino acids. NCBI's taxonomy places the organism in Eukaryota, Metazoa, Chordata, Actinopteri, Cypriniformes, Catostomidae. The record is from RefSeq and is a predicted model, not a curated record. Gene Ontology annotation, biological process: protein phosphorylation.
AGCGGAUGAGAGGUGCAGGACAAUGUUAUAGCAAAUUAAAGAAAAAAGGGCCUUAUGUUGGGGACUGAAUGAACAUUGAACGAGCCCGAGCGGUCCCGUUCGUGUGAAAUGAGGCGGGCAGCCGGUCUGAGGCUCGGUGAGGCGAGAGGGUGUUUGGAGUAAUUGGUACUUAUGCUGCUUUUCCGCGUCUGGAUUUGAGUUCUGCGUAAGGUGAGAAGCUGAACCGGGCCGGGUCGCCCCUAUGGAUCGGCACCAUGGAUGCUUUCAGUUUCCCCUUUAACAGCAGCGAUGAAACCGCGCAGCCUUCUAGUCGGCCGGGGACACAUAUCCCCGGGCAUGGCCUUUUGGCGGCGGCGGCGACUACCCCAUCCAAAGCCGUAUACUGGACCGUCGUGUUUGAUUAUGAUGCCACCGCCGAGGAUGAGCUCAGUCUGCGGAAGGGGGAUCGGGUUGAGGUGUUGUCCAAGGAUUCGCUGGUGUCCGGGGAUGAGGGCUGGUGGACAGGUAUGAUCGAGGACCGGGUCGGUAUUUUCCCCAGUAACUACGUGAGCGGUGGUAACGGCAUCUCGGAGAAAAUCCGGGACACGGCAGAGAACUACGACGAAUAUUCGGUGCCUCAGUUACACUUGCUGCAUAUAGACUUCAGUGAGUUGGCCCUUGAGGAAAUGAUUGGAGUUGGGGGUUUUGGUAAGGUGUACCGUGCCAUUUGGAAAGGCAAGGAGGUGGCAGUGAAGGCUGCUCGCCGGGACCCAGACGAGGACGUGUCUCAGACUCUGGAGAGUGUCCAUCAGGAGGCCAAGCUCUUCACUAUGCUGACACACCCCAACAUCAUGGGCCUUCUGGGUGUAUGCCUGCAGGAGCCCAACCUCUGUCUGGUCAUGGAGUAUGCCCGCGGUGGGCCUCUCAAUCGGGCGCUAGCUGGGAAACGCAUUGCUCCGCACACGCUGGUGGACUGGGCGGUACAGAUUGCACGUGCCAUGCUCUACCUGCACUGCCAAGCCAUUGUACCUGUCAUCCACAGAGACCUGAAGUCCAGCAACAUUCUGAUUCUGGAACGAGUGGAGAACGAUGAUCUGAACAACAAGACGCUAAAGGUGACAGAUUUCGGUUUGGCUCGAGAGUGGCACCGGACCACAAAAAUGAGUGCAGCGGGGACGUACGCCUGGAUGGCUCCUGAGGUCAUCCGCUCCUCAACCUUUUCCAAGGGCAGUGACGUGUGGAGUUAUGGGGUUUUGUUGUGGGAGCUGCUAACAGGAGAGGUGCCAUUUCGUGGCAUUGAUAGUCUGGCAGUAGCUUACGGUGUGGCUAUGAAUAAACUGUCUCUACCGAUCCCCUCCACCUGCCCCGAGCCAUUUGCCCGACUGAUGGAAGACUGUUGGAAUGUGGACCCUCACGCACGCCCCCACUUCACUAGUAUUCUAGACCAGCUGACAGCUAUCGAGGAGUCAGGCUUCUUUGAGAUGCCGGCAGAAUCAUUCCAAUCCCUGCAGGAUGACUGGAAGCUGGAGGUUCAGGAGAUGUUCGACCAGCUCAGAGCCAAAGAGAAGGAGUUGAGAUCCUGGGAGGAAGAACUGAGUCGUGCGGCUCUACAGCAGAAGUACCAGGAAGAGGCUUUACGACGGCGUGAGCAGGAACUGGCGGAAAGAGAGAUUCACAUUUUGGAACGAGAGCUCAAUGUCAUCAUUCACCAACUGUACCAGGAGAAACCACGAGUGCAACACCGGCACGGAAAGUUCCGACGCAGUCGACUUAAACUGCGUGACGGAAACCGCAUCAGUCUGCCUUCAGAUUUCCAGCAUAAGAUCACGGUACAAGCAUCACCAUCUUUGGAUAGAAGGCGGAGCCUCCUGGGCAGUAACUCCACACCCCCAAACAGCCCUCUUGUUUUGCCACGCCUCCGUGCAAUCCAGUUGACCCCUGGAGUAGGAGGUCAAGCCUGGAGUCGUAACACUGCUUUCCAGUAUGAUGAAGAGGAGGAGAGGAAGACUUUACAGAAAAAAGGCAGAACACACAGAGAACACAGCGCUGAUGAGAGUUUGAGGACUCCUAAAGAGGGCAGUCGGCAGCGUUCCUGCAGUGCUCCAAACCUAAGGCGCUCCCCCAGACACAGUCCUGCAGUACCAGGAGUGUCCAGUCUGGCUGAGACUGAAAAUGAAGACUGCUGCUUUCCAUCGGAGUCAGCUGACUCUCCCGGCCAAUCAUACCUUUGCGUACCGUUGCACAGGGAGGCACAUGCUGCGGACAGCUACGGCAGCGAGAGCGGCACAACUGGCAUGGCUUCUGACACAUCUCCCAAUAACACGCGACGGAGCCUGAGUGGAAGUCGUAGAUCAGAACUGGUGUUGCUAGGCUGUGGGGCGGCUCUGGCUGCCAUUGGUUUGGGCCAUAACCUGCUGGGCAUGGUACAUGUGGAGGAGAGUGUACGUACACGAUGGGAAGGUCUGUUUCACCGUACUGGUGGUCAAUGUCGUGGGACCAGCCCACCCACGCGCAAACUCUUUAAACGGGAAAGCCCUCGUCGCCCUCCCCAUCCACCCUCUUCCUUUACACUCCUUUCUCUCUCUUCUGUUUCUGACUGUAACUCAACCCGUUCUCUCCUCCGCUCCGACAGUGAAGAGGUACUCGUGCUACGCUCACCUACUCCCCCUGGACAGACUCCGGCUCCUCUGAACCCCCUGGUCAACACCCACCUGGAGAGUUUUAAACGGCACCCUCGUCAGUCUCUCACGCCUACACAUGUGCCCUCUGCACACAGUACAACCUGCAGGCUUCAUCGUACACCUUCAGAUGGUGCAAUAAAGAAGGGAUGCCCACCUGCCCGUAACAACUACAAUUACACCCCUACCACACCCUCUAAAACAACGCAGGAUCACACAGUUAGCCCGUGGAGCUCAAGUGAGGACCCCUCGGAGUUGCCCCGUCUGCCUGACCCAAAUCUAAUCUUUCCACCUACACCACGUCGUCGCUUCCAACCUGAGCGUCCUAAGACUCUCGACUUCCUGGCUAGGCCUCGCCCUUCUCCACGAGCUCGCUGUGGAUCCCAGUGGGGUGAAUCUCCCGCUCACACCUCCAGCACUGAAACCCCAUCCACUGUGGAGUUAGGAGGAAGUGUGGCUGUCUUGCCCACUCCAAUGGAACCAACCCCAUGUUCCCCUUGGGUGAAUGACAGCCUUUUGGACCAACAAGAUGAGGGACAAUGCAGGGAUGGUACACUGCCUCUCUCAUCAGACCCCAGUUUAACCCGAGACUCCCCUUACAGAGUGCGACCAGGGUUUUGCUCCUGAUUCCACUCUAAAAGAGUCACCCCUCCAAACCAAACUUCAUACACAGUGAUGAAAAUGUAAUUCCUUUUAUAAUUUACUCACCCUCAUGUUGCUCCAAACCCAUAUGUCUUUCUCUUCUCCAUGGAACACCAACGGAGGUCUUUCAUUGGUGAAAUGGUGACUGAGACUAACAUUCUGCCUAACAUCUCCUUUUGGUGUUCCACAGAAGAAAGUCAUUUUGGGUUUGGGUCAACAUGAGGGUGAGUAUCUUCAAUUUUGAGUGAACUACCCCUUUAAUGAUUCACAAAAUCAGACCCACGUGGUUUCAGAUGUAGCAAGUAGACCAUCGGUUCAGACAGGGAUUUGAUCUAAAUGACAUCCGCUGCUGAAUAGAAAGGUAUAAAGUGUCAACCUGACAACCUACAGGAAAGUUCUCAGUAUGCAAAUAUAAUUACAUUGUACAUUAUGCACACAAAUGUACUUGGUUUUGUGCUUUGCUGAUCAAUUCAGCUGUGAAACCAAGGUUUUCAAUAACAGCUCCUAAUAAACAUAUAAACUCUUCACGUAAUAGUGCAGUUUUGAUAAGCUCUUCUUCAUUAAACACUAAGGUCCAGAUGUAAUAAGCUAUUGUUAAAAAAAUACAAGCCAGAUGCUUCAUUAUGGCCGGACUGAUUUUCGAGUCCUUUAGAAAAGUACAGGAUCUGCAGCUUUGAUCUUGAGAGACAUUUAUCAGGACACUUUUUUAUUUGCAAACUCGUUGUUUAAUUCAUAUUGAGUGUCCUUUUGCGCAGUUUUAAAUUUCUGUCAGUAUGUAUAAACACAUUUCUGCAUGUUUAUGGUAGAAUUAGGACCUCCUGGGCUAGCUGAGAAAUUUUGGACCAUUUUCAGGUAUUAUUUGUCAUACACGGAUGCGAUUGUAUACCUUUUAGAAGUGCUUUUUUUCUGGUCUCAUGAAUGUACUGUAUAUUUAUAUCAUAUUUCUCAUAUUUACACUGUCCAAGAUCACUAAUUGUUCUGUGGUUUUCACUGUAGCAUGAAGUACAUAGACAUUCAAAAAUAAUAUGCUAGUUUAACAACAAUGCUGAUAUUCACUAAUGAAACCUCAUUCACCAGAAUUGAACAUCUUUAAGAUGAAUUAAUUGGCUCUAAAUGUGUAACUAUACAAUAGUCAGGUGUAUUACUGCAGUCUUCCAGUCUUUGUGUAUGUACAAUGUGUGUGUGUGUGUGUGUGUGUGUGUGUGUGAGAGAGAGAGAGAGAGAGAGAGAGAGAGAGAGAGAGAGAGAGAGUGACAGAGGUAAAUGCAUGUAAUUGGAGGAUUCCAUGCUGUUUGUCCACAGAAUUAUUUUGAGAUUUUUUUUAAGGAUGAUUUAAAUUUGUUUUGACAUUUUAUAAGGUAUAUAUCUUUUGUGCAAUAUAUACAUUUUCAUGUAAACAUUGAUACUAAUUUCUGAAUGUAUUUAUUAAUUUAAGUUAUUUUUGUAUGUAUUUUGCGCAUUGCUUUUUUUGUUAUUUUGUAAAGACUUUGAUGAAGAGAAAUGUUUCUGUCUGGCUUUUUGAACAUGCUCAGACACGUAGACUUGAACAUUCUUUUGCACAUGCUCAUGUCUAGAUUGGGGUUUACAGCAGUGUUGUCUGCUGUGUCUCGCAACCCUUACUCUUUCAUCUCUGUACUGGCAAACGUUCUUUUGAGACACAACAACAUUUGGGGCCAAAAACCUGAUUAAACAAACCAAAUUUCAAAAUAAUUUGAACACCAUGUGUACACCUAAACAAAGUCCUAAAAUAUCAGACCAGUUGACUCAGGAUCCAGGAAUGCUUGCUUCAUUCUGAAUGUGGUAUAUAUAUUUUUUUUGUGCUUGAAGGAAUGUGUAGCCAACAUGAAGAGCAUCUCCUGUCAUUUAUCAGCACAAUCACUGCUGUCUCUGAGAUCCAGGCAAGUGUUUUGGGUUCUGAAGCUGCUGCUAUGAAACUUGUAUUGCACCCGAGCAAAUUAGACUUGUGUAAGAGCUAAAUUAAAGCCCUGAAAUGCUGAAAUGUGGU